Messenger RNA from Harpia harpyja (harpy eagle), 1418 nucleotides. It is a transcript of the gene GPR15, whose product is annotated as G protein-coupled receptor 15. The transcript has a single exon. The coding region runs from base 18 to 1124 and encodes 368 amino acids. Gene Ontology annotation, cellular component: membrane. The record is from RefSeq and is a predicted model, not a curated record. Gene Ontology annotation, biological process: immune response; G protein-coupled receptor signaling pathway. NCBI's taxonomy places the organism in Eukaryota, Metazoa, Chordata, Aves, Accipitriformes, Accipitridae. Gene Ontology annotation, molecular function: G protein-coupled receptor activity.
CCUGCCUCAGAGCAGGGAUGAGGACAGCUUGUCCAGAAAUGGAACUCACCCAGCUUUCGCCUGUGACUACAGUCACUUUCAACUACGACUACUACUAUGAUGACAACUGCCCAUAUCAGCAUCUGCAACAUAUGUCUACUUUCCUCCCUAUCCUGUACACUGCUGUGUUCCUGGUGGGCAUCGCCGGCAACUCCAUCCUCAUAGUAGCCUUGGUCUUCAAGCAACGGGUCCAAAGGCUGAUCGAUGUCUUUAUCAUCAACCUCGCUGCAUCUGACUUCAUCUUCCUCACCACGCUGCCGUUCUGGGUGGACAAGGAGGUGUCGGACGAGAGCUGGAGGGUAGGAUCUUUCCUCUGUAAGGCUAGUUCCUAUGUCAUCUCAGUCAACAUGUACUGCAGCAUCCUCCUCCUCACUUGUAUGAGUGCUGACCGGUACCUUGCUAUCAUGCAUCCCUCUAUUGCUAGACGUGUCAGAACAAGAUCCUAUUCCAGUGGACUCUGCAUCUGUGUCUGGUUAUUAUCCUGCUGCUUAGGGAUGCCAACCCUCCUGUCCAGAGAACUGAAGAAGCAAUAUGGAAAGACUUACUGCACAGACAAAGCCGUGACAGAAACCAAACAGAUCGUCUCACUGAUGCUUUUAAUCCUGGCCUUCUUCUUCCCACUGUUGAGUAUCUUAACCUUUUACUACUCUAUCACCAGGAGACUCUGUGUACAUUAUCAGAGAGCUGGGAAACAUGAUAAGAAACUGAGAAAAUCCAUCAAGAUCGUCUUCAUUGUAGUGGCGGCUUUUGUUAUCUCCUGGGUUCCCUUCAAUAUUUUCAAGCUUAUGGCCAUCCUUCUGGGACUUCUGAAGCAGCCCGACUGUUUUCCCAACAUGGUUGCCCAGCUGGGCAUGAAGGUGAGCAGCCCUUUUGCUUUUGCCAAUAGCUGUGCCAACCCUUUCAUUUACUAUUGCUUUGACAACUACAUCCGCAGAGCCAUGCUCCGGUGCCUGUGCCCACGGGUGAAAAUCAGCAGCAGUGGCAACAACUCUGAUACUCUGGACACUCGCCUGAGCCACUCCUUAUCCAAUUUUGCUGCAGGGGAGUAUGCCACUAGGAAGAGGAAGCGCUCUGUGUCCCUCUGACUGGGAGCCAGGACUGCAGAGGAAGGAACUUCUCUCUCCAAAGAUGGCAAGAAAAGAAUAAAGGGAGGGAAGCUGAAAAAAAGAAACGGGCGACAGAGGUGCAAGUGUAAUGCAGCCAGCACUCCAGGUGGGAGGAACACUGCUCCCCUUUAAAUGCAGAUAAAUGGAAGAGGAAACCUUAACUACAGAAUUAUGGUUCACAAUGAUCGCUGUGUCACUGCACAGUGUAAAUCUGAAACCAUUGUACUGAGAAAUAUCCACAAACGCUUGCACUGGAACCCCAGUACAACUGCU